Messenger RNA from Sipha flava (yellow sugarcane aphid), 2292 nucleotides. RefSeq lists its product as uncharacterized. Gene Ontology annotation, cellular component: nucleus. Bases 171 to 2276 code for a protein of 701 amino acids. The record is from RefSeq and is a predicted model, not a curated record. Lineage: Eukaryota; Metazoa; Arthropoda; Insecta; Hemiptera; Aphididae. Gene Ontology annotation, molecular function: transcription coregulator activity. The transcript has 9 exons. Gene Ontology annotation, biological process: regulation of DNA-templated transcription.
UUUUUAUUUAUUGUUUCUCGUAAAGUACAAUUAAGUAAUGUUACACUAAUGCCAAUAAAAACUUUAAUUAGGCAUUAAUAUUAUUAUUUUAGAAUUACAAUAACUUUAAAUUUUUUAAAAAUUAAGGUAAUUUUGGAUUUCUCCAAUAUAUUAGACUUGAAAUUAAGAAAAUGGACCAGUGCCAAAUAGAUAAUAUUGAUGAACUCAAGAUUUCUCAUGAUGUUCAUCAGGAGUCUAAUAUAAAAUCGAUCAAACCUAUUAAUAUCAAAAAGAACACUUCUGAAUCUGAUCAUCGAACUCCUAAACGAAAGAGUGAUAUAUCUAAUUCAAAUAUUUUAAAGAAGAAAAAAAAAUAUGAAACAGCACUGGCAGCUAUUUUUCCUGAAAAUGAUCAAUCUUACUCACAAUACGCUCAAGAUUAUGCUGAAGGAUAUAUAAAAAAAAUGCGAGAAAGACUAGAUUCAGAAUCAUUUGAUCUAGCUAUAAAACUCUUAGCUUCUUUUAGUGAAGCUGAUGAUAGCAAUAUUAAUGAGUUGUAUCAACAUAUAACAGAAGUACUUUCUGAUAAAAAUGAAGAUUUAAUAUAUGAAUUUUUAGGAUUUUUACUUCCAGGACAAGCUUUAUCUAUUGGAAAGUUUACAGAUUAUUUAGAACUAACUAGAAUAAAAGAAUUUAUUAGAAAAUUACAAGUUUGUAUGAAAAAACAACCGACUCAAGUUCGUAAAAUAUUAGAUAAUUUGUUUCAUUUAUCCCAAACUGAAAAUAUUACUCCAUUAGAUGUACAUACGGCUAUGCUUCCUUUACUCAAAAGUAAUCCAAUAUUAGUUGAUUGUUUCUUUCAAUUAAUACCAACAGAACAUCCUCCUGAAAGCUUCUUUUCUGAUGAUAAUUGGGAAGAUUUAGACAUUGAUCAAAGUAUUAACUGUGGAAUAGAUUAUGAAGAAAUAAUACCUUCUGAUUCAGAAGAUCAAACACUGUUGAAUAUAUGUCACUGUUUGUGUCAUAAAACUGGAGAUAAUAUACAUUGUAGAUCCUGUGGUCUCAAGUUUUUUAAAGGUCGUAUUUAUUUUGAUACUCCAGAAGGAUUAAAAUUAGCGAAAAUUAAUUUUGAAGGAGCAGAUCCAUUUGUCGUACAAUCAAAAAUUGAUAAAACUGAAGAAAAUGUUGCAGUAAAGAAAAAAAAUAGAAAAAAUUUAAUUAAAAAUAGUUCUCCUGGCUCAGCAGAAGAUAUUAAAGGAAGUACAGGAACAGAGUCUGAAGAAGAUUUAAUUGAUAUAAAACCAAAAAAACGUCAAAAAUCAAAAGUAGUACAGUCUUUAAAGCUUAAAUUUAAAAAGGAAGAAAACCCCAAGUGUAAAGAUGACCAAGAAAUUAAUGACACAGGAAAGUCUAUUGUCCAUGUUACUAAUGAAGAGUUGAAUACCAGUGAAAUGGUAUUUUUUUGCAUUCCUAAAGCAGAAUCAAGUGUAAAAAUGUUGCCUAAAAAGAAAUUGAAAGGCGAUAUUAAUGAAAGUAUUAUACCAAAAGAAUGUGUAGUCGUUAAUCAAUUAAGUUCUGAAAAUACAAAUUUUGAUAGUUUCAAUUCUAAUAUGAAAAACAAUGAAAUUGACAAUGAAGGAUCUUUAAAUAUUUUUCAUUUAAAUAGUGUUAAUAAUUUAUCAAAAGAAAGAAAAGCAGGAUUUAAUCUAAUACCUUCUACUCUAUCUAUUGAUAGUGUAUCUGAAAUAUCAAAUAAAAUCAAAAAAGAAUUAUCUAGUCAAUCUUCAAAUAGUGAUUUUUCUGAAAAUUAUAAUCAACUACAACCAUCUUCUACUAGUCUUAUGGUCCAUGAAAAUUCUGAUGAAACUAGUAAACAAAUCAAAACUGAGUUUAUUGAAGAUUUGGAUACUAAUAUUGUCAGUAAUAAGCAAUGUGAUAACCAAAAUAUUUCAACUAAAUUACAAACUGAAUUUUACUUAUCUUCCAAUACUGCAAAUGAUAUCAAUAUCUCAUUAAAUGAACAUAUUACUAGUAAAACUGGAGUAAUUGAAAAAUUACCUAAGUGUUAUGUAGAUGUACAGAAACAAGAUAAUGAGUUAGAAAAACAAUCAAUAAACAAAUGGACAAUAGAUGAAGACAAAAUCAUAUUACAGACUUGUAAAAGAGUUGAAGAUAUUGAAGUUUUAUUAGAGACUAUUAACAGACGAAUUCCUCAAAGAUCUGUUUCAGAGAUUCAAGAAAGAUUUACAACUUUAAUGACUUUACUGGAGCAAAUGAUUGAUGUUAAACAAAAUUAAAUAUUUUAAUUGUGUA